Messenger RNA from Episyrphus balteatus (marmalade hoverfly), 1366 nucleotides. It is a transcript of the gene Lmx1a, whose product is annotated as LIM homeobox transcription factor 1-beta. The transcript is spliced from 4 exons. Bases 148 to 1296 code for a protein of 382 amino acids. Gene Ontology annotation, cellular component: nucleus. The record is from RefSeq and is a predicted model, not a curated record. Gene Ontology annotation, molecular function: DNA-binding transcription factor activity, RNA polymerase II-specific; RNA polymerase II transcription regulatory region sequence-specific DNA binding. Lineage: Eukaryota; Metazoa; Arthropoda; Insecta; Diptera; Syrphidae. Gene Ontology annotation, biological process: regulation of transcription by RNA polymerase II; neuron differentiation.
AGUAACAACUAGUUGUGGCUCGGUGUCGGUAUCCGUUUUCGAUCUCAUAAACUGUAAAUAAUUUUCCAAUUCAAUGUAAAGAUUGGUGAACAACUGAUUUAAGAUGAAAAAGAGAUUUAUAGUUGUCAAAAGUGCAAGUCCGUGUAAAUGUUCAUCAAUUGUUAUUUGUUUAAAUUAUUUACCUAUCUUUAUCGUUAUGUGGAAUUGAUGGCUCUGUGUCUAAAUUUUGAGGUUGGCACAAUUAAAUGUGAAAAAAAUUACGAAAUCUGCGAAGGAUGUGGACAAAAAAUUCAGGAUCGAUAUUUGAUGAAUGUUGGCGACUCGAAUUGGCAUGAACAUUGUCUGGCGUGUUGCUAUUGUGGGACACAACUCAGUCAUACGUGCUAUGUGAGAAAUUCAAAGCUGUAUUGUAAAAUGGACUAUGAUAGAAUUUUCGGUGUAAAAUGCACCGGCUGCUGCCAUCCAAUCCUGCCUCACGACAUGGUUAUGCGACCACAAAAUUACAUCUUCCACCUAUCGUGCUUUGUGUGUUACGUUUGUCGACAACCCUUACAGAAAGGCGAACAGUUUCUACUGCGAGAAGGACAACUCUUCUGUUAUCGCCACGAUUUGGAAAAGGAACUCUACCUGGCGCAACAUUGUGGCGAUGAAGAUGACAUUCUGAGACCUCGAGAUGGCCGAAGAGGUCCCAAAAGACCCAGAACCAUUUUAACAUCACAGCAAAGAAAACAAUUCAAAGCCUCCUUCGAUCAAUCGCCCAAACCAUGUCGCAAAGUUCGCGAAGCCUUAGCCAAAGACACAGGACUGUCAGUGCGAGUGGUGCAGGUGUGGUUUCAAAAUCAGCGGGCGAAAAUGAAGAAAAUCCAACGAAAAUCGAAACAAGAUGGCGAUAAAAAUUCAUCCGACAAAGAUAAGGACGAUAAGAGUGUGAAACAGGAGUCCUCAGGAAGUGAAAAUGGCUACCUGGGAUCCUUCUCAACACAACCGCUAAAUCCUAACCUGCCUUAUUCACCAGAUGAUGGUUUAUUUUUAGAUUAUCCAGCGAAUUCAAAUGACAGCUUCUGCAGUUCUGACAUCUCACUAGAUGGCAGUAAUUUCGAUCAUUUAGAUGACGAUGGUGAUUCGCUGUCAUUACAAAAUCUAGAAUUGCAAACACCUGGAACGCAAAUUCGAAAUUCAAAUGGUACAUCGUCAACGCAUCAUGAUUCCCUGGGGAGUCUUAAUUCGCAUAAUAUAAUUAAUCCAAUUGAUAAGUUGUAUCUUAUGCAAAAUUCAUAUUUUAAUUCUGAACAAUGAAAAUAAAGAAAAACAAUUAAAUUUUGUAUAAAUUAUGAACAAUUCAAACAAUAGUGCCAUAAAAAUGAAA